Messenger RNA from Alternaria alternata, 1806 nucleotides. RefSeq lists its product as hypothetical. Lineage: Eukaryota; Fungi; Ascomycota; Dothideomycetes; Pleosporales; Pleosporaceae. Bases 1 to 1806 code for a protein of 601 amino acids. The transcript has a single exon. The record is from RefSeq and is a predicted model, not a curated record.
AUGUCUUCUUCACCCAACCUCUCCUUUCGGGCCCACCUUUGUCAGUGCGACAACGAUAGAUUAUUUUACUACACCGGAUACAUCAUUCCAGAGCUUGCUCUCUUGGGCUACACCGACGCCGCGGGGCGCCUGAUAAGUAAACUCAACAACUAUGACCUGUAUCACGACAGCUACCCAUAUCGGAGCCAGGGAAGUCUUUGGUUCUUGUGGGAUCUGCGUGCAAAGGAAGAUGGGGUACUGUGGCCAGAUGGCGAGGAAGAAAAGGUACGACAGGCCGUGAGGAAUAGACGAGCGAAGCAGAGGGCGGUGACCCAGACGACCCAGCGAAACAAAACCGCAGCCAAAAAACGAUCCAACCAGGAACCAAACCAGGAACCAAUAGACAUUGCCAUACAAGUCCGGCCUCCUCAGGAAGACCCAAAGGCAAGUCUACACACUGUUGGAGCGAAAGAGGAAAGCAGAGAUGCUGUUAUGCCGAGCGAUGAUGAGGCGGUCAGCCUUGAUGACAUACAGAGAGAGCUGCAGCUCCAACCGAACAAGUCAGACGGACCAUCCAGCACCACUCAGAUGCUUAUGAAUGCACGAGGCAUCGUCCAUAACCUGGAAACUGCAGGUCGGACUACCCAUGUCUCCAGCGUAAGUUGUGACUUGCUAGAGGCACUAGAUUUGGUUUUAGCGGCUGAGGAGCAGCAUGGAAAGCACGAAAAUGGCAGAGGCCUAGACUUGCUUGGAGCUCCAUCACCUGACGAGCUGUUGCGAUGGCUAGCAUACAGUUUAGGGGAGAGACAUUCUGACAAUUGGGCAAUAGCAGGAUCGAGACAAGCUUGGAGACUUUACAAAAGAGGAGCGUUGAGGCAAGCGCUCAGUAUCGAUGAAGCGGCACUCACGGCCUUCGCGCACGAUUUCGAGAUCGCUUUAAUCGAGCGACUCACGAAUGGCCGUACCAAACCAUCAGCUCACCUUUCCAUGCCAGAACUGUUAAAGGCCGCAGAAGACGUCACACAAGCCAUCAGAACCGACGCCGAAGUCUCACAAAAUUCAGUUCGUGCCAGAAGCGCAUCCCUUUUCGACUCCCCCGCGAAGGAAGAACAGAUUGCACAGGCCGAGACCCGGCUGGGCAUCAAACUCCCAUCUGACUACAAGAAUUUCCUCCAGAUCAGCAAUGGUACCGUUGGACAUAUGUGGGGCCAUCCUCUAGGCGACUUCCAACCACCCCUGCACACAGUCGACAAACUACGAUGGCUCGACCCGGCCGAAGAAGAUUACUUUACCGGUCUUGCGCUUGACAUUCCUGCUCGCUGGGCCAACUGGCCUUUUGCACCUCGCCCCACUGCAAACGGAUACGGCGACUAUCCAGAACACUUUGUCAUUGGCUGCGCAUCGGAACUCGGGUUCGAGGAUAUCGAUAAUGUGUGGCUGAUCCCUCCAUCUACCGUCACGCCGAUCAAAGACGCCGUGAAGAAAUUGCUGGAAGAUGAAGACUUGAGCGAGCUCGAUAAGAAUAGUGUUAGAAACGCGGUUCGAGACUUCGCGGGUAGUGAAGAUGAAUGGGAGCAGAUGGAAUGGGCUUGUGUGACUUGGGCUAGUGGGGGGACUGCGGCUAUAUUCUUUUAUCCUGGGUUCAAGGCUUGGCUUGAGCGUGUGGUAGAGCAUGGCAGUGCGACGGCAUAUGUCAGGGAUGAGGAUCAGGAUCAGGGGACGAAGGUGUUGAAGAGUCAAAAGUGGCUAGGGAAUCUGUUUGGGAAAGUUGGAGAGGGAAAGGAGUCGAUGGAAGUGCCGAAGUGGUUGAAAGAUACGGUGCAGUAG